Molecule: messenger RNA, 3195 nt
Organism: Cydia fagiglandana
Lineage: Eukaryota; Metazoa; Arthropoda; Insecta; Lepidoptera; Tortricidae
Product: cytochrome P450 4C1-like
Exons: 10
Coding region: 207-1748 (513 amino acids)
Molecular function (GO): iron ion binding; oxidoreductase activity, acting on paired donors, with incorporation or reduction of molecular oxygen; monooxygenase activity
Source: RefSeq, a predicted model, not a curated record
UGAUCAUUUCACUCUCAGACGUCGAUGCACUCGCGCUCCCAUUAUGCACUAUUUUCGAAAGUCGCAAAAGUUGUAGAUAGUUUUUAAUUUUCGGGCGUUUUUAAAAAGGAUAUUUGAAUUUGAACGAGUUUUUGAAGGAUUUGUGAAGAGUGUUUUGGACGAUUAUUGAACGGAUUUUUCGGACUUUUUAAAAGUUUUUGGACACUAUGAUGAUUGUGUGGUUGUUUUUGAUUGUGCCGUUGUUGUGGCUGGUGGUGUUCCGCUAUCGGAGGCGGAGGAUGUACGCGCUCGCCUCCCGCAUUACCGGUGGGAAAGAAGAGUUGCCUUUUAUUGGGAUUACACAUAAGUUCACGGGAACCACGGAGGAUAUCAUGUCGUCUCUGAAGGACCUGAGUUACACGGCCAUGGAAAACGAUGGGAUGAUCAGGGGCUGGCUUGGCCACAUACUUUAUUUUCUCGCCCUGGACCCAGUGGACCUUGAAGUGGUGCUGAAAACGUGCUUGGAGAAGGACGACCUGCACCGCUUUCUACGGAAAAUUAUUGGCUACGGGGCAAUAUUCGCUCCAGUUGCCAUUUGGAGACCAAGACGGAAGAUCCUCGUACCAGCAUUCAGUCCGAAGAUCGUGGAGGGCUUCGUGCAUGUGUUCGCCGAGCAGAGCAUGAAGCUGGCUGGCAAGCUGGGCGAGCGGGCUGGCGCGGGCAAGCUCAGCGUGUGGCCGUUCAUCAGCUCGUACACGCUUGACUCUGUUUGCGAAACCGCGUUCGGCGUGAAGAUAAACGCCCAAGACGACGAGAAGUCCCCGUUCCUGGUGGAACUGAACAACAUCUUGCAGCUGGUCUGCGAGCGCAUCUUCCACUUGUGGCUGCAGCCUGAUUGGCUGUACAAGUUCUUCCCGCAGUACCGCAAGCACAAGCACUGUUUGCGAAUCUUGCAUGGAUUCACUAAUGACGUUAUAAUGAAGAAGCGAGAAGAAUUAAAAGCGGCACGUCUUGAGACACAACGUGAAUUCGAUCUAUCAGAUUAUUCAAACAAGACGUUCCUGGAUCUGCUCAUCCACUUUUCCGGCGGCGAGAAGGGUUACAGCGACAUGGAGCUGCGUGAAGAGAUUCUGACCCUGACCAUCGCGGCCACCGACACGUCGGCCACGGCCGUCGGGUACACGCUCAUGAUGAUGGCCAAGUACCCGCACAUUCAAGAGAAAGUUCUCGAGGAGCUUGACGAAGUGUUCGGAGACUCGGACCGACUCUUCGAGAAGGAGGACCUGCUUCGUCUGAAGUACUUGGAGCGCGUCAUCAAGGAGACGCUGAGGCUGUUCCCGCCCGUGCCCUUCAUCAUCAGGAAGGUUGAGGAAGAAAUUACGUUGCCCUCGGGUCGGAUGCUGCCCGCCGGCUCAGGCGUGGUGGUGUCCAUCUGGGGCACGCACCGGAACCCGAAGUACUGGGGUCCGGACGCGGAGAGGUUUGACCCGGACCGCUUCUUGCCAGAGCGGUUUAACCUCAAACACCCGUGCGCCUUCAUGCCAUUUAGCAGCGGGCCGAGGAACUGCAUUGGUUACCAGUACGCCCUGAUGUCAAUCAAGACGGCCCUGUCAUCAGUACUCCGGUACAACCGCGUGGUCGGCGACUCGGAGGCGUGCGCCACACCGCAGAUCCGCGUCAAGCUUGACGUUAUGAUGAAGGCCGUCAACGGGUACGAGGUCGCACUGGAGAGGAGAAGACAACCUAAAAGUUGUCAAGAGAAAUCAUAAGUGUGCGACUAUUUCUGGUGUAGACUUGGAUGGUUGCUGUGUACUGUGUAGCUUUUGAAAGUGACUCCUGACACCGAAGUUGACAGGUAGAAAGAGUUUCGUUUAUGAGUGUUAUUUUUCGUAGUGUGUGUAAGUACUUAGAGUGUCUUAGAGGAUGACGUGAGGAGGGUGGUGUGUUUUCUCAUAGUUAUGUGAACGGUAAAAUUUUACUUACUUAAUUUUAUAAGUGUGACUUGGACAUGGACAUUCAUCUUGAAAUGGGUUAAGAUAUACCUUUUGUAUGCCUUGGCCUGCUUAUACGUAUCUACCGCACAGUUUGGAUUGUCAUUUUUACAAUUUCAAGGUUAUUAAUUCAGUAACAGAUAUUUGACAAAGGCAUACGAAGGGUUAAGAUUAUAGGAAUAGCAGCAGGUGAUUUUACUAAUGUGAAACAAUUUUAGCCUUUAAGUUGGAUGGUAUUUUUUUUACAAAAAGCUUAUUGGUACUUAAUGUUUUUAAAUUGCAAAAGUUUAUAUUGUUUCCGGAAUCACAAGCCCUUCCGAUACUGACACUUGCGCUAAGGUGCAUUGGGAUAACUUCGAAAACGGUGUAAAUUUAUAGUUCGUUUUUUUUUAGCAUUAGAAAUAAGGUAAACAUUUUUUUUUAUUAUUAUUAUUAUGAAUGGGCUUACUCAUGGCCACAGACUAGCCGAGGCGUAGACGUGGCCUACGAUGGAGCGAGCUCGCCCAGAAGGUGCCUGUUCACUCUUGAUUUGAAGGUUGCCGGGUUAUAAGAACACGGAAAUAUAGACGCCGGCAAGGAAUUCCAUUCCUUGGCAGUGCGCAUAAGGAAAGUAGAAGCAAAGCGCUUCGUGCGAAUUGGUGGUGGUAUUGAUGUGUCUUUUAAUUAAAAAACACAUUUUAAAAAUAAAUUACGCCAAAUAUGUAACAAUUAUGAAUCUAAUACGAUCAUUUAUCUUCUUCUGCUUUCAUAAGCAAUAGUUACUGAUUUAAAAAAAGCGUUUUUCAAUUAAAAGACAUGUCAAGAUCGCUUACCUUCUUGCAAGUUCUUUCUAAUUUUAAAAAAUACGAACUAUAAAUAUGGAAAAUUUCUAUGAAACCAGAAGCACUUUAUACUUUUGUAACACUUACGCUACUACAACCCUUACCAAGACAUUUUGCUUACUGUUGCUACAGUAGAUAAAGUGAUUCUAGUUUAAGUAGUAGAUGUUUGCCAUUUUUGAAAUUAUCCCGCUUUCAAAGUAACCCCAAUACAACUUAUAUUAAUUAUGCCCUAUGCCUUAGAAUCCUUAGAUAAAAUUAUAAGGCAGUUAUCUGUAUAGAGUCGUUGUGUGCUUCUAAGCUUUAUUAUAAUAACUAAAUCCUAUUAUUUAUUUAUGCCGAGAGGUGUUUCUGUGUUAAAUAUGCCCUUAGUUGAUAAAAUGUUGUCAAUAAAUAUUUAAUAUUGA